AUGAAAUCAGAUCCAAGCAAAAGAAAUCCAAAACAUUUCUAUGAAUUUCACAAAAGGCAUGGUCACAAGACUGAGGAUUGCCAUGCAUUGCGAUUGGAAGUUGCCGAUCUCUUAGAGCAAGGACAUUUGACGGAGUUGCUUUUGGAGAAAGGCAAGCAAGCAUAUUAUCGGAACAGGGAGCAAGGAGCGCCGCCACCACUUUCCGAGCCAAAGCGAGUAGUUAAUUUUAUCGCAGGUGGAGCAGAUAUCAACAUUACGGAAGGGCUGGACAUCAACAAAGUCACUUACACCUCAGGCGUGAAGUUCAAAAGAAUAACGACCAGAAGUGAAAAGAGGGAUAGGGCUCUCGUCGAAGAUUGUAUCACCUUCGACAAAGCCGACGCCAAUAAUAUGCAAUUUUCGCAUAAUGAUGGGUUAGUAAUUACUUUGUGCAUCUUAGAUACUAAUAUUAAACAUUUUUUUGUUGAUCAGGGAAGUGCUGCCAACAUCAUAAACAUCAGGGUCAUAGAGGAGAUAAAAUUGACGAGCAAUAUAAUCCACAAAUCCGUCAUGCUCCCUAGGUUCAAUAAUUCAACAAAAAGAACUCCGGGUGAAAUCAUUUUACCAGUAGUAGCGGGUGGAGUGGAACUGCAAACUGCCUUUUCAAUCAUGUCCUCUGCGAUAGCUUACAACAUGAUAGUUGGACAUCCCUGGAAUCACGCCAUGAAAGCAGUACCAUCAACAUAA
Molecule: messenger RNA, 726 nt
Organism: Lycium barbarum (goji berry)
Lineage: Eukaryota; Viridiplantae; Streptophyta; Magnoliopsida; Solanales; Solanaceae
Exons: 1
Coding region: 1-726 (241 amino acids)
Source: RefSeq, a predicted model, not a curated record